CCGCACGACACGUUGUCGUUAGUUAUGGUAAACCGCAAAUGUAGAUAUUUAAUCUAUAGUAUAUCCAACGAAUGCAUUACAAUAUUACACUUGGCAGUAGGUUUCUAUAUACGUGUUUGAUGUCGAACGACGAGUAUAGGUAAAUAAUAUUAUAUUCUUAACCGUUAAGAAAACUUCGCCGCGCCGUAGCGAAUAUCAUCAUAUAAGUUACCGGAGGACAACUACGACAAUGGUAAAUGUUUUUAAUUUUCAAUUAAUAUUAAUUUACAGGACUAUGACCGACAAAUUGUGUUUGUUUUUUGAACUUAUUGCCUUCGUUUAUUAAUAUAACUAUUUAUGUUUCAAUGUAAUUAUCUGUAAAACAAACACGACAAAUAUCUCCCGAUAAAAAAGGGGCUAUAUUUAUUUUUUUUUUUUUUCAAUUUAAAAUUCGCUUCUUCAAACGUCUCUAUUACUGUGAAUAAUGUAACGUUCACAUAUACAAAACACUUUUCUCAUUUAGAAACAUAUAUCUUUAAGAGUCGUAUGAUAAUAUCUACAUUUAGAAUAUAUUUAUAUUAAGGUACAAAAUAAAUUUUAAAAAAAAAAAGCCACGACCGCAAUACAAUUUUUACGUUAGUUAUUAUAAAUAAUAUUAUUAUACAUAAAUAUAAAAUAAUAUUAUUAUACAUAAGUAUAAUAAUAUUAUUUAUUGUGUUAUGUAUGGUGACAAAAAUCGUACGGUGUAAUAUCAAAAGAAAAAAAAAAGAGCUUAUACUACGGAUUGCACUAGAGUGCAGCUCUGUUAUAGGUGGGAAAUUGGCAAGACAGGAUAGAUAAAGUUAAUUUAUAUCUGUACGCAAAGAUAAACUAUUGCUAAUGAAAAACGAUUCGGAGCGAAAUUCAGUAAGACAUAAUAUAUUAAAAUGCAUUAAUUUUUAUGAUUUUCAUCAACAUUUGAUCUUAAAACACUAAUUAAAAAAAAAAAAAAACUAAUGCAUUAAAGUCGAAUUUGUUUUUAGAGUACUAAUUACAUCUUAUUGAACCUUGAAUUAAACUCUCAAGCAUUUUAUUCUUAAGUUAUAUUAUUUUAAUAGCAGAUACCUACCAAAUAAAACACGAGAAUAUCAAAUACCUAUAGAUAAUCUAAACAUUAUUUGACUGUUUUUAAAAUUGUACCACGUAUACAACAGGCCAAUAUAAGUAUUUUGUAAAAAUUACAGGACUUUACAAUUAUGUUUAACCGAUUAACAACAAAAAACCAAAAUGUCGUACACUUUUCCAUAUUUCCUACGGUUUUCCGACUUUUCGUAACUAUUUAGGAAUACUAUACUAGAAAUUAAAAAACGAUUUUCUUAUUUACACACUAGACAAAGUUUUCUUUUAGAAAAUAUGCUAUUCUUAAAAUUUGGAUAAAGAUUUUAGGUGGAAAAAUCUAAUCGUAAAAAUGUUAAAUAAUGAAAUCGUUAUCAAAUAAUUUGGAAAAAUCAUAUGUUUCGUCUUUUUUGGUUUUACCUAAUUAUUAUGAAAACUACUAUAGAUAAUAAAAACCUACUUUCUUUUAUCAGUGGUUUUAUAUUAAAUUGAAUAAAAUUGAUCUCUCGUUAUUUAUCGACUGGAGCAAUAUUUCUGGUAAAAAUUUUGUUUGAAUAAAUUAAAACCAAUGAAAUCGGUAACCCCGCGGCACGGCGUAAAUAUUUGCCGUUUUACCUGUAAUUUUCUUUCUGGUUUUUUUCAAUUAUUUUUGAAAUCCCCUUGAAAAUCCCUAGAAAAAUCAAAAGUUCUUUCUACUAACUACAUAAAAUGUCCUUAAAUUUCUUAAAUAUCUAUAAAUCGGAGCAAGAUUUUUGGUAGAAGAUUCGCCAGGUUAAAAUUAUAAUUACUCUAAUAUCCCCCUGUUUGUGAUACCAUCUUUUUUACAACUACCAUACACUGGACCAGUAUAUAAAUUAUUCCCUCCUCUCCCCCUUCCAUCCUUUACACUUAAAUUUAUUUAUUUCAACAUUGUUUGUUGUUCUUUUUCUUUUGUGCAUAUUUUUUUCUAAUAGUAUUCCAUAAUUCGACAAACCACCUAAACCCGUCUUCAAAUUGAUUUUAUACAGUCCAUUUAUAAUACCUUAACACGUUUUUAAGUCAGUAAAUGUUUACUUUGUCAACGAAUCCGAUUUAGGUCAGUUAAAAUCACUUAUGCAUAUGUGUUUUUUUUUUUUUUUUUUGUUACUUGAUAAAUCAACAUUACUUUUAACAUAUUUAAUAUUACCUAAUCGAGUAAUGAUAAUUAAAACAAUUGGAAAAUGUAGUAGCUGCUAUACUCGUUUUUGAAUUUACUUAUGUGAUUUUACUUUUAUUCAACUAAAUUUAUACUGUAGCAUUGAUAAUAAUUGUAAACCGAUCAAAGUACUAAUAUGCAUAAUGCUUGCAUGCUUUUUGAGCUUAAUUAUGCCAAAUAACUAUCAUUUACGAGAAUGAAUGAUAAAAUAUUUAAAGAACAUUAUGUAUUCGGUACGUGACUAAAAAUUAUUUUUAAUUUUAAAAUAGGUACAUAAUGAUUAUAGCUUUUAGAAUUUACCUUUCAGUUUACGAUUGAUUUGUAAAGCCCGGUCGGCACGAUGAUAGUACUAUAACGUUAGUUUUUGUCACAAUAUUUAACAAUGUAACACAAUAGUUAACUAUCACAAAAUACAGCGUUAUUAGCCGAAUAAAUUAUAGUAUAGAGUAAAUUUCGAUAGAAUUUGUGAAUUUAGAUAAAACUGAUACCACAAAAAAUAUAUCGAAACUUUGUGUUACACUGUAGUAGUUAUUAUACAUCACUUUAAAGAUAGUAUCUAUCGAAUAUGCGUAAUAAUGUCAUAUCAAUAGUUGAAUACAUAAAAUUACCCUGUUAUCACGAAUAAAUUUCAUGAUGGUUACUAUCACUGUAGUGAGUUUAAUAACUAUCACGGUAGCUAUACUAACACCACGAACCGGUGUAUAAAACGUGUCAAAAUAACGGUGUGUUGUAUAAGCAGCCGUGUGAACUUAAAAAUUAAUUUUGAAGUUGAAUAUGACUGAAUAUAAUAAAAGUAUUAUUGGAAAUUGAAAAUUAUGUGGAAACAAAUAUUUUUAGAACUUUUGUUUCUAAUAUUAUCAGUUAUUGCUAAAAACUUGCCCCGGAAUAUUGCUCGUACCCCGUACAAUAUAUUAUUUCAGGAUUCAGGGGUGUCGAAGUGUUAGUCGCAUAAUGUCUGUUAUAUACAAAAACGUUGAUACUCGAUCGAUUGACCGAGAAAAUAUUAAACCAUAACAUCCCAAUCCAGAAUAACUUAUCUAAUCCGAUUAAUUGGCUUGGUUUACAUACGUAACUACUACCUAGUGAAGAAGUUAAUAUUAUAAAUAAACGUAAAAAUGUAAAAUAAUGAAUAACGUUAUUUUUGUUCAGGAAUACGUUUUGUGGAAAAUGAAAAACUGCUUUAUUAUGACAUGGUUGGCGUUUUGUUUCAUCGUCUCGACUAUAACCCUAAUAGUCUAUUUCACCAUUGACGUGGAUGAGAUUUCCGAACAUGGUGUUAGAAAACACGGACGGAUCAUGUUCAAAACACUGUUGAAUGACAACCAAAAAUAUUUCGACGCGACGUGGGUUUCAGGUACGUAAAACAAUAUUGAUGUUUAUAUUAUAUUAAAAAUACGAAAACUAUGAUAUUAAAAUUGCAUCGUUUUAUCGUGAAAAGUCAGUGUAAAUUUUAUAUCUAUAAAAAUACAACACAUAGGUAGAUAUACGAGUUUGUUUGUUAAUAUUGUUCGUAAUACAAACACGAUUAUGGUAAUAGUAAUUCUUUAAACAAUAUAGAUAUAUAAUAAGCUGUGGAUGUACCAAAGCCGAAAACGUAUUUACAUUUUUUAAAAGUGCCAAGCUUAGGUAAUAAUUUUACUAUUUUAUACUACAUAUUUUAAUAUAAAAUAUUAAAAUAUUCUAUAAUAUAAAUAUUACGUGUACGAUCGCAUUUAAUAAUUAAGUUACUUCUUGAAUAAACAAUACCAACAUUAUCGAUAUUUUUUUUACGAACCCAUAAAUUACAAUUUAAUAAUGUAAAUACUUCCUCCGCUUUUUUCUAUUCAUAUGGUGACUUCCUUUAGUUCCUUUUAUAAGGAUCAUUCCUUUCCUAUACCAAACGUAAUUUGUUAUAUACAUUACUAUCUUCUAGGUAUUUCUUACCUCCGAUUUUCUCUUUUACUGUUGCAAUUAUUCAUGUUUUAUUCCGAAGGAGAUUCGGUCGUCACCGUUUUCCACCAAAUGUUUCCCUUGCCGUUAUUCACCAACACUAAUAACUAUUUCAAAUUUUUCUAUCGCAGGAAUUAAUACAAUAUAAUAAAUAGUAAGAAAAACAACUAACACAUUGUGUAUAAUGUAAAUUGUAUAUAAAUAUAUACACAAUAAACAAUAAACAUAAUUUAAACAUAAAUUAGUAAACAUAAUAUAGGACAUUGGUUUCAUAUUAUAUCGGUAAAUAUGGCCGAUAGAAUUGCGAUAUUUUUGUAUACACGUGAUACAGAAAUUAUUUUGGUGGAAAAAACAGAAAUUUAUUUUGAGGAAACGGGUAGUGGCAUAGCUAUGAUUUUUAAUUGAGGGAGGCUAAAUAAGUUAGUGCCCUCUUUUUUAUUUACACUAGCCAUUGGCUGGCCAAUUUAUUGGUUCUGUUUUAUGUCAUAGUGCCCCUCCUUAAAUCGUUUUCAAACGAUUCAGUAGAGAAAACUUUCUUUCAGGAGUGGAAGAAAUAGUUAAAACCGUAGUUAACACUCCAAUCGGAAAAUAGUGUAUAUUAUAUAUUCAUAAACAUGGUCCAGGCAGGUGACUAUAGCCUUGUUGGCCUCCCCUGUCAACGACUCUGGAAACAAAUAUUUGUAGAAGAUGGAAAAGUUAAUUUUGGUGAAAACUGGUCCUAAAUCCAUUUCUUUCUUUUGCCUACAAUUGUAUUUCAUCUAGUUUAUAGAGGCAGAUCACUAUCGCCCGUCCUACUGUACACCUUCUCAUUAAAGAUUUUUUGAAAAAAAAAUGCAAUAUACCUAUUAAAUGAAAAGUAUAAACAAUUACAAAACCACUUGCCCGUUACUCUAGAUGACGAAAUUUUGGCACAGGACGAUGAUGGAAAUAUUAUUUUGUACGAUGUAAAUAAAUCCAUCAAAUCGGUUUUAGCGUUCAAUUCAAUGCAAGUAAAUAUAAUGGACCUACGAUUAAUAUCGAACAAUAGGUAAUGUAUUAUAUCGAUUAUUUAUCACAAUUUUUGUGUUUCUAGCACGUAAAAGAUUGUGGAAUAUAUGAACUUUCGGCCGACAGAAAAUAUCUGUUAAUAGGUUACAACUUCAGCAAAGUAAAUAUGAUUUCCGCGAUAACAACGUAAUAAUAUUUUACAACUACCUAGUAUAAUACUAUACAAUAUGGUUAUUGAAAACAAUGAGGUGUCAUUUUUUUGAACAGUAAAAUAAUAUUGUUACCUACAUACAUACAUACAUCAUUAUACAACGACUAAUAAUUCUAAAUAUAUAAAUAAAUAAAUAUAAAUACAUAAAUUAAUGCAUCCCCUGGAGUAUUAUGAUGUGUGUAUUGUGUGAACGGUUUCGAAAUAAAAAUUCAUCGUAAGGUAAAAUCACAAAGUCAAAAAGUAAAAAGUAAACCCUGCACUUUAACUUUUCGUUUUACUUUUUAACUUUGUGAUUUUACCUUACGAUGAAUUUUUUUAUUAUUUAUAUAUUUAUUUUUGGGUAUUAACCAUUUAAUAAUUUUGUUUUUACUUUAUUCUUUUAUUAAUAAUUCUAACCAAGUGGUAUAAUAUUCGUACUAUACCGUUGAAAAAUUAAGGGUGCCUAAUAUACAAUAAUAAAUUACUGAAAUCAUUAAGCAUCGGUUUACUAUAUUGGUACCAGUAGCUAAUUUAUUGCCUAAGAAACAGUCUAUUUACGCUAAUACAGAGUGCUCCACGGAUAUCUUACAAACGCAAUAACUAUAUUUGCUUUUUUUUAUUUUUUUUACUAAAUCCUUGCGCUUACAAGAAAGCAGUAAAAAGAGCACACCCAAAACAAGUCUCUUCUAUGCAAAGAAUACAGCAGAAACCUGUCACAACAAAUGUUUCAUACAUGCAGAUGGCUUGUACUUCAAAAGUUGAUCCAAAAACACCUCAACCAAAAGAAAACCAAGAAUAGAUUACUUUUAAUGAUAUUUUAGUCGUGUUAACCAACGUAACGCAGACACUAGCAAAUAUCACAGCAAGAAUGGACAAACUGGAAAUAAACCAGACAAAGUCCAAAAAUACCUCGCGAAAAAUAAAGAAAUGAACAGUACACUGCGGAUCAUUGCAUGGAACGUCAAUGAAUUAGUACAGCGCAGACAAUAACUUGAAGAUCUUUUACAUAGUGAAAACAUUGACAUAGCCCUUAUUUCAGAAAUUCACUUCACAACGUGGACUUUUCUUAAAAUACAGAAAUACAGAAUAUAUACGACAGUUCAUCCUAGUGGUAGAGCUCGGGGUGGUAUUGCUGUAAUAAUAAUAGAGUCCAUAAAACACUAUGAACUCGAAAAAUACUCUUUCUUUCGAAAUUUAUUCUUCACCACAAGAAGGUACAGAUGAAGUUAAGCUCGCUGAAUUUUUUCAUACGUUGGGUUCUAAAUUCAUUGUUGGAGGUGAUUAUAAUGCCAAGCAUACUCAUUAGGGAUCGAGACUGAUCACCCCAAAGGGACGAACCUUAUUAAAAGUUGCAAACAAUGCUGAAUUCAUGACUACAAGUAAGCUAACGUAUUAGCCCACUGAUUCGCCUGGGUACGACCAGAUUAACCCAAAAAUCCUGAAAGAGUUAUCUAAAACAUCUAACACACAUAUUCAAUGCCAUCUUACGUAUGGAAUAGUUGCUAAACAAUGGAAACGAGCCCAAGUGAUCAUGCUACUUAAACAGGAAAACCACCAGAACACGUAACUUCAUAUAGACCAAUUUCGCAUCUUCCAAGCAGCUCAAAAUUAUUCGAAAAACUUCUUCUAAAACACUUAAAACCGUUGAUAGAAGAAAGACAGCUUAUACUGGAACAUCAGUUAAGAUUUCUAAAUAAACACUCAACAAUCGACCGGUCCAUCGUGUUACCAACGUAAUAAGCAAAGCGCUUGAAGAGAAAAAGUAUUGCUGCGAAGUAUUCCUUGGUGUGGCACAAGCUUUCGAAAAAGUUUGACACAAAGGAUUACUUAUAAAACUACGUGAAUAGCUGCCACACACCUGGUACGCACUUUUCGAAUCCUACCUUACUAAACGUCAAUUCAGGGUCAUUCAUGAAGAAGCAUUAACUGAUUGGAAAAAAAUAUCGGUGGGUGUACCACUGGGAAGUGUCCUUGGACCAAUCCUAUACUUACUCUACACAGCCUACAUUUCAACCAACAGCUAUUCAAUGACAGCCAUGUUUGCUGAUGACACGGCAAUAAUAACAAAAAAUGAAAACCAGCAGACUGCGACUGAUUGGCUUCAAAGGUCCAUCAACAACGUUUCCAACUGGACGAAACGUUGGAAGACUAAAAUUAACAGUGAAAAAUCGGUGCACAUAAAUUACACUUUGCGUAAAACCGUCUAUAAACCGGUAUUACUAGAUCAGCAGAGCAUCCCACAGUGUGACUCAACAAAAUAUCUAGGAAUGCACCUGGACUCUCGGCUCAACUGCAAGCACCACGUUAGACAGAAAAAACUGCAAAUUAGAAUGAAAAUGCGACAACUAUAUUAGCUGGUCGAAAAACAUUCCGAAUUAGACCUCAUAACUAAAUGCCUCUUUUACGUAAUGAUAAUUAAACCAUUGUGGACUUAUGGAAUUCAACUGUGGAAAUGUGCCAGCAAGUUCAAUAUUGAGAUUAUACAACGUUGCCAGAACUUAACUGUCCGUACCAUUGUCGAAGCUUACCGGUAUGACAGAAACGGCAUUAUACACCGAGAUAUGAUGAUCACCUUCAUUUAGGACGAGAUUACCAAGUGUGCUCGCAAACAUAAGAAAAGACUAGAUCAACACACCAAACCAGCAGCAAUUGAACAACUAAACAACUCUCUAGAGUCUAGAGUCUAGACAUUAGGCGUCUCAAACGUCGUAGACCAUAUGACUUAGUAUAAGAUUCUUAGACUAAGACCGGGGCCACUCCACUGGGAGUGAAAUUCCACACAUGUUUAUUUAAUUUUAAUUUUUGUAUAAAAUUACAUCACAAGUAUUUAUGUACACUUUUGAUAAUGUAUUGUAAUGAUUAAUUUUUGAUCAUUACAAUAAAAGCUUUCAGGUGGUUUAAAAAAAAAAAACCAAAGCCUUGCGCUAUGAUUCUUCUAUUUUAUGUAUUCUUUAAAAUUCAUAAUACAAAAUAAAAAAAUAAUUUACAAAAAUCAAGAUCAAAUUCAUUUUGAAACAAAAUAACUUUACUAACUACGAAUCGUCAAUUUUCUAAAAAAAAUGUAACUUUUACAACAAUCGUUUAAAAAAUCAUUUUUUAUAGAAAAACUAGGGAAUCGAUUGAUACUAUUUAGUAAUGUUAAUAACUUAAAUGAUGUAAACUUCAAAAAUUCGUCGAAGAUUAACGAUUCAUCAUUAGCAAACAUUUGUAUACAUCAACAUUUUAUUUCAUAAUACACUUUGAGUUUAACUAUUUUAGAUUUAAUAAAAAAAAUAGUAUAAAAACAUAAAGCAGAGGAAUCCUAGUGCAAAGCUAUAGUAAUAAUUACAAAAAACAAUUUUAAUAAAAUACAAAAUACAAAAAAUAUCGAACUGAACCAAAGUUAUUGCAUUUGUAAGAUGUCCGCGAGACACUUUGUUUAUUGUACCCCACACAAUUUAGUAGCAAUAUUUGCAAUAUAUUUGUUUGAAUGUACACAAUAUUAUAUUCAGAUAUUACCAUUCGCAACAUUACGAUUGUAUGCGUUGUCAAUACAAAUUUAAAAAAUAUAAGCAUCGUCUUUUUUCGUUCCAGUUAUUCUUUAUAAAAUUUAUUUGUUCGUUUUUUCUAGAAAUAUUUAUCGUAUAUUUAUAUUUUAUACCCAUCCAUUUAUCAUAUUUAUUUUUACUAUACGCGUUAUACAUAUUAUAUAUAAUAUGUAAAAUAAUAUUGAAUCGCAUUUUAUAUACCGCGUGUCGCGUUACGUGACCUACAACGUGCAGGACACUGGACAGUUCAUUAUAUUUGAAUAAAGUUGCAUCGGAUACCUUAUUCUAUACCAGUAUAGUUAAUAUUUACACAGAGACUAUUAUAAUAUGAUAUAUUUUUUUAAAUAAUAUUUACUUUAAAACAUUUUCUUAGCCUCGAUACUUUUCGAGAGCAAUUGAUUCUUUUAUUUCGAUCCUUUAUUGGUUUCUUGGAAAUAUAACCUAUUCGGCAAUACGUAAUACGUAGAAAUAUUCACAAGUACCGUAUUUUAAAUGCAUAAUACUAAUAUAAUAUUUACAGCAUGUAGCCCAUGCCAGUAAUACCUAUUCAAUAAUUUCAAAAAUUGUUAUUUAUACUGUUUUUUUGUUUUUGUUUUCUACGAAAUAUCAAAAACGUAUAAUAUUAAACUUCGACUGACAUCAUUUUUUAUUGUAUUUGUACACAUACUUAUAUAUACCUAUAAUAAUAUUGUAAAAAUCAAUUCUAUAAUUAUUUCAUCGAAUUUCCCACAAAUAAGACAUAAGUGUAAUUUUAAAAAAAAAUGCAUUCGUAUGCAGAUAUUCGUAUCAAAAAUAUUAAUGGUGACGAACGAGUUUUUCCUUUUUUUUUUCUUUGGGAUUAUUUUUGAAAAAAUGUCCUAAUAUAUUUUUUAUACCAUGUUGAUUUAUUUUUGUUUGUUUUAUGAAGAAUGCUUACCAACAUAUUCAUACAAGAAAUUAUGAUGUUAUCAACAUUAAAACCGGGUAAGUUCAAGUAACUAUAUUAUUUUAAUAUUAUUGUACACAUACAAAACGAUUAUCACAUAGUAAUUUGCUGUUUUCGAUUCUGAAGAAAGCAAAGAAUGCGUUAGUUUUACUAGCACUUACUAAUGUGUUUUCUUUUUGUGGUUCUUUAAAUAACGAUUUACCAGAAAUCUUCCUUCAAUCGAAAACUUUAUGGGAACUCUCUCGUAGCAUUUUUGAUUUUGUUACUGGCACAUUGAUAGAAUUGAUAGAAUUUUUUCUUAAUAAAUGGGAAAAUUGUCAACCAAUGAUCUGGACUAUCUUGAAUACUUUUGGUAACAAGGUCAACAAAUAUGACUAAAAAUACUCUGCACAGAAUCGUUUUCUUUAGUUAUGGUCUGAGAUUCGGGGUUGCGCCCACUGGUCCCGGACGAGCAUUACGCGUAAGCAUAAGUGCCCGCCGCACCAAACCACCCCACGGGCGAUUACCCACAUCCGUUUCUGGAUCAUUAACCGCUGGCGGCUAGCGUCGCGUGCUUUCUUGUAGAAAAGACUUAUUUAGCUUUACCGGAAACGUAAUUAACAUGCGCCCCAAAGUUAAGUUUUCGAUCGAGAAUGACCCCGAGAUAUUUCACCUGCGGUACGAACUUGACUCGGCAGGCACUAUUCAUUCGGAUCGACGGAGAACGUGCGUGAAAACCUCUGACUAAUUGUGCCUCGGUUUUCUCCACGGAAAAACAGAGCUUGUUUCACUCGAGGGCCGUAACGAGGUCUUGAUCGGCCCUGCGCAAACGGUAACCCUUUCAGGCAUGGUAGCACUUAUUAAAUCAUCGAAGGUUGCAUAACGUUCCAUAAGGUCGGUGCGAGCACCGACCCCUGGGGGUAAACCUUCCAGAUUUCCUUCUCGAUUACGACCGACUUAUGCCGAAUCACCGCACAGCGACCCGAUAAAAAGUCCAUCACAAAAUUGAACAAGUCUGGCGAGAUAUCACGACGACGCAAUUCUGCCAAGACCGACAGCCACCAAGCGUUAUCAAAGGCUCUCCAGAUAUCGAGAAACACAAUGGCAACGUACUUGGCAGUUGAAUCACGCACUGUAGCGAGCAGUGUAUUGAUCACGUCUUCCGCCGAGCACUUAGCCGUAAAGCCAAAUUGUCUGACAGCCAAGGAGGAAUGACUGACAAGGUGAUCUCGAAGCCGCCCUCUUAAGAGGUUUUCCAGUGUCUUGCCCAAAACCAGUAGCAAACUAAUCUGGAGAUAUGAUUUCGGAUCCGACAUAUCCUUGGCAUUGCGUUUCGGAACAACUAUCACGUCAGCGACUUUCCAGGUCGACGAAAAUACACCCACCUGUAGAUAUGAGUUGUACAACACCCUGAUCUCCGGGGCGAGAAUCGGCAGGACCUGUGAGAGGAUGCCAGCUAUAAUCCGGUCGAGUCCGGGCACCUUGUGCUUACUCAUCGACAGAACGGCGGUGGUUACGCCUUGGAUCGUAAAUGCGUUAACUUCUGAACGUGCAGGGUGCCCACAGAGGGAGGUGAUAAUCUGUCGUUGCGUACAGAUAUGAAUUAAAUUACUCUGUAUAUUAUCCUCCCUCACAAUUUCCUUUCUAAAACAGUGACACGCUCAUCGGCAGUAUCAGCCUUGCUCUAUUUUAAAAAAUGAAUAAUACAUUUCUAAUCACAAUCAAUGUAAUACAACCAUUAUACUUAUACAAUAAUGUGUAUAUACAGUUACCUCUAAACAGUGAGCUCUAUGUAACAGUCAUUUUUUUCGGUCCCGUCAAAUGUUAUGUCUUCAUAAGAUAUCUCUAGAGGACGGUCACCUCUAAAUAGUGGUCAUUAUUUCCGGUCCCUUCGGUGACCGUUGUAUGAAAGUUUUACUGUAGUAAUUAAAUAAUAGAUGCAGGUAGAUAACCGCGGUUAAAUGCGAGGAGAAAUUCACCAAAGUGGUAUAUUUCUGUGAUUAAACUAUAUACUGAACUGAACUUUAUGUUCAAUUCAUACCUACUACAAAAUACUUAAUACUUAAUAUAGAGGAAAAAAAGAAACUUCAAAAUAUAUCUUUAUUCAUUAAAACUGACGUUAAAAUAAUUAUUUUCAAAAGGACGUCUUAAGAUAAUGGGGAUAGGUGCAGCCACUGUUAUAAAUAAUUUAAUAUAUACCUGUAAGAAACGAUACACCAUUGCUUACAAAAAAAAAAACGAUUUUAGUUCAUAUUGAUGCUUUGUCAACAAUAUAUUAUAUGUCAUACUAUAGUAAAAUAAUUAACAAAACUUUAUAUAUUUUCUUUAAUAAUAUUUCUUUAAUGUUGCACCGGUUUUCCCAGUUUUCCUACAUUUUUCCCAGUUUUCCCAUGUUUUUUUAUCGAUUUUUCACAUUUUCUGGGAAAAUUCCUAAUAAAAUUGAAAAAUUACCUCUCUAAAGUACCCCCCCUCCAUAUGGAGUUUCCUUUUAGAGAAAUUGCUAUCAUUAUAAAUUGAAGCUAAACUGCUGGCGGAAAAAUUGUCCACAGAACAAAAAAUCGUCAUAUUAUACAAAUAGAUGAACUGAUUUACCACAUAGAAAUUUAGACAUGAAUGGGAAUAAAACUGAGGAACUAAGUUUAAACCGUGGUGGACACGAUAUAAUACCAUUUAAUAUUUCGUAAAGGGAAGACAUUUUACGACAGGUAGAAAGGGAAUCUAAUUUUAUAUAAAGCUAAAUACUCUUUAAAGAGAGAUUAUCAUGAGUAUUAGUUAUUCUCCUUUUAAAACCAAUAAAUUGAAUGGAAUCCUCUUUGCACUCUUUUGAAUCUCUCUGAGUUGCUAAUGGAUUCUAAAUAAACAAUUUUAAAUAAUGGAACUAUAUUCUAAAAUGGAACAGACCAAGGUACAAUAAGUCAAUUUGACCAAUAGAGGAUUAUAAAACUGUAAUAUCUGUAUUUACAGAUAAAAAGCAUACUUACACAAUUGCAAAAGUUUUUCGGGAACACCAUCAGUUAGGAUACACUGAAGAAAUAGGAAGUUAUAAAUUAAAUGGUUUAAUAAAUUAUCUACUAGAUCUUUUAAAAUCUCGGGAGCAUUGAAUAUUAUUGAAUUAUAUUACGUUAUUUUAAAUUUCUUUUCUUUAAUUUCCUGAUCAAGGUCAAUAGACGAAGUGGGAAGAUAUGAAUUUGAAUUUUUCUGCACGAGAUUAGAAUGAAGAAAUUCGAUUUGUUUUCUAAGUUCAGAAUUUUCCUUUUUCAAAACUAGAAUAUCAGAUUAAAGAGAAUCAAUUAUUUCCAGAAUUAUAUCUGAAAUUUUUUCUUGGACGAGAAUUUUUGAUUUAAUUGAUUAAAUUUCAAUAUGCAAGCUUUUAAGCGAGUUCAUAACAUCUUUGAGAGAAUAUUCAACGGAAUUUUCAACACGCCAUUGACUCUUACCAAUAUUUAAUAUUGUUUUUAUUACCUGUCUAACUUUCCAAAACUUUUGCAAUAUAUUAUUAUAUUUACGCCAGUAUUUUGUGUUGUCAGAAAACAAGUAACGUUAAGGGACACGCUUCAUAAGCCUAGAGACGUAAUGCACGCUGAAUGGUCUCCGACCGAUUCAAGCUUGGCCAUCGUUGACGGUUACAAUAUAUUUUACAUUCCAACGGUCGCGAAACCGAACCACGCCAAACAACUAACUUUCCACGGUUCCAAAGACUUUUACAAUGGAAUUCCUGACUGGGUGUACAAAGGUAAGGAAGGUUUAUAAUAACAUAUUAUUAUAGUUGUUUUGUUCGACAUUUCUCAAACGUGCGAAUCCGCAGCGUAUUAUACAAUGUUUUCAGGAAAACGAGAACAUAUCGGCUAAAGAACCUUUUUACGUCAACAGAAAUUAUUGGAGUAAAUUUAAAAGUUUCUUAGUUCAUUAAAACUGAAUUGAAGACAAGUUAGUUUAUUUCUACGAUUUUGAUUGUUUAUAAUAAGCUUAAUAAUUGCCUUUAAACCGGGGUUUUCACUAAGUUCUUUAUAAACUAUUUUCUUGAUUUUUUUGUCGAGCUCCCCGAGGGCUUCUUUCGAUUUGAUCACAAUAAUAUAGACAAUACCCAAGCUAUCAAACAGGACCAAGUUUUGUAUUAGAAUUGACAAGGACUGUAGUAUUGGAGGAUAUGUAUACUAAAUUAUUUCUCAAUAAAUUACUAUUAAUUCAAUUUUUGAUAUUUUCUACUGAAAUGACAUCUAUUUUAAGAUUUAAAAUCAUAUCUUCAACGAUAACAGCGAUACACCACUGCAUUUUUUAAAAUAGGAGAAUAUUUAACAAAAAUAUGUAAGUAAGUUCAAAUAUGUAAUAUUAACCUUAGCUUAAAACAAUCAGAUUUUCCUGCAACAUGUAAAUACAUAUAAAUCCGCACCCUAUGCAUUACCAUUAUAACAUAUAAUGGUACAGUAUCAAUCGAAAAAACGCUUCGCGAUUAAUCGAUGAUUCGCUUUUUCAAUUAAUUGUUUAUAAAAAUAUUCGAUCAUGGAAAAAAAAAAUAAUCGAAUAGCCAUAAUAUGUAUAUCUACUUACGAAUGUACUCGUAAAAUGCAGUCUUCAUCAUUAUAUCUAAAAUACGGUAAUUUUUCUUUAAUUUCUAGAAGAAAUAUUUCGUUCGAACCGUGCAAUGUGGUUUUCCGGCCGAGGGACCAAAUUAGCGUACGCGACGUUCAACGAAACUCUAGUUCCAACGGUAUACUUACAGUAUUACGGAAUACCGGACACCAUGUACGAUCAAUACAGCCGACUGUUUAAUUACCAUUAUCCAAAAGUAUCACAUUGUCGUAUCAUUAUUAUUCGUAAUAUUUUGUGUACAUUUAAAAUUCGAACGUUGCAUGUUAUAUAAAUAGGUUAACGAUCCAAAUCCCACCGUAGAAUUAUUCGUGCAAAGCCUAAACAUUAAAAACGACCCCGCACCUGCAAUAUCGAUAAAACCGGUGAAUACCUACACGUGAGUAUAACAAUAUUUAGCUUGGGUGUAUUUAAUUAAUUUUAAAAUACUCAUUUUUAUUUCAAUACUCGGUUCUCAAUACUCUUGUUUAAAAAUAAAAACAAAAUGCAAAUAUUAACAAAUAAUUCGUUAAUAUUAUUUAUUUAUCUCAUAAUAUAAAUAUCAAUGUAAUAGUAGGUGGAUUCAAGCUAAUAUUAAAACUAACAACCCAAAAUUGGUUCUGUUGAACGCAAAUUCGCUAGAUGUAAAUAAACGUUGUAAAAUUUAAAAAAUACCUAUUAAAUAGUUUAAUUUAAUCUACUUAACCACGGCGUGGUUAUCACAUUAUCACUUAUAAUUUUAAAAUAUUAUAAACUUAUAACAUAAUUAAAUAUCAAAAUCGAUAGGUAACAAACAUUACCUUGGUUAUUAUUAUUCCGAUAUGCGAAUGUAUCGAGGCAUCGAAUGGCCCGUCAUCCUUAUUUAUUUCUAAUUAAAUAUUAUGUAUAAUGGUGUACACAAUAUAUAAUUUAUAGGUCAUAUUAUUAGGUAAAUAUAUUUUUAUAAAUUGUUUUCACUAUGUUCUUAGUAAGUUCAACCUUUAGAAUAUUUACACCAAUUUUCCAAAUCAAAUUCACCAUUUUUCUCUGUUCAAUGUUACGUCUCGUCAAUGUACUUCAGGUUCCUAGUUCCUCUGAUAUUUUAAUUACCUCAAUCCUUCAAUCUUAGACGUAAUUAUCCGAAGAAUUUACGCUUAAAGCAGAAUCAAUUCAUCCCUGUAAAACAUAGUUCAUAAACCAAUAUACGAUAUUAACGUAUAUUUGCCUCGGAUGUGUGGAAAAAAUACUUAUAACUAGAUAGGACAAAAGUCUUAAAUGAUUUAUAAAUUCUUAAAUUUUGUUGCCAAGUAAACAAAUUAUUAAAUUGCUUAUAUAAAUAUAUUAUAAUUUUUUGAAUAUUUUUAUCAACUUCAAAAUGUUUUAACAAAUAUUGUAGCCUGUAGAAGCAAUAUAAAUUAUUUUUAAAUUAUGGUAAACUUUCGAAUAAGAAUAAAGCCAUGAAUAUUAAAAGUAAUUUUAACUUUGGGCAUACUCGAAAGAAAAACAUUUUAAAUUGUAAUCAUGUGAAUUAAGUAUUGGCUUAAUAGAUUAUAUAAACAUUUAAUGUGUAUACCAAAAGGCGGAGGAAUACAGAACAAUUUAUCCUGUUGCUAAACUUAUAACUGAACUUAUACUAUCCAAACUUUAGACGCGUAAUUGACUAUUAUUAGUAGAUUCGAUUCAAUAUAAUUCGAUAUAGUUUAAUAUAUAAUAAUUGAAUAGGUUUUUAUUGUCAAAUAUUUUACUUUAUUUUUUAUAUCAUUCCCAUUGUAAAAGCUGUUUGGCGUUAACUUUUCAAAAUAAAAUAAAUAUCAACAUCAUCUUUGAGGUACACAAACGGAACAUAUAAUUAUGGACGUUUUUUUUUUUAAUUUAAGUACUUAAGAGUUGGGAAAAUUGAAAGUUAUUAAAAUAUCUUUGUUUAGUUACGGACAAAUUAAAAAACCGUACAAUUCACACGAAAAGUAAACGUGACACGUUUACACAACAUUAUAAUAUUAUAUACUUAACCUUUAGGAACAAAAUUUCCAAUUAUUAUUAUUAUCCCCGUCCUAUUUCAUGGACGACAGAAUUGCAUAGUAAUUAAUUAUUUAGUAUUACGAACCGUAUAAAUUGUAUGUCCACAUUUCACAUAUUAUAUCAAGGGCUUUUCAUUGUGAAGUGUACUUAAAAGAAGGCAGGUGCUCGACAUAGAUGUAUAAUUUAAAGGUAAAAACACAUGUUAUAACGCAAUUUCGAGCCUAAAGUGGCCGUUUAUGUAUAAUGCGAUUUAUAACGUUUGCCCGAAUACGCAGAAAAUAAUAUUAUUAUUGCUAGAAUAAUAUACAGUUUUACUGUAUGAAAAUUGGAAAGGUUAAUUUCAUUACAGAAUAAUUGUAAUUAUAAUUAAUAAAAACAAACAAUAGUGUUGACACGAUGGUUUAUUUUUUUUCAAACAUUUUAUCACAUAGGUAGUUUGCAAGGUCAAUAUAAUGUAAUUAUUUCUCUGUCCUGUCAAAUUUUAACAAGCGCAGACACGUGAUAAACUAUAUAAUCGUUAUUCCGUUUAAAAACAAAACGGAAUACAAAUCCAUUACAAUACAUUAUAUAGUUACUGCAUUUAGUCACGAAAAGAAUAGAUUAAUAAAAAAAAAAAAAAAACGUAUCAUCGUCACUUAUAUAAUUACUUAAAUGUUUCCAGCAACGAGACUAUUCUCGAUACAGUUAUAUGGUCGGGUGACGAGCAUUUGUACGUCAUGUGGAUGAACAGAAUUCAAAACGAGUCACACUUAGUGCAUUACUACAUCUCUAAUAACUCGGUUGAAGUCAGAGAAGUAAGUAAGUAAGUAUGUAAGGACCCCCCCUUAUUAUUCUGCUAGUGAAACUAUACAAAAUUUAUGAGGAAUUGAUUUACUUAGUAUAGCGCUAUUCAGUGGCACCGUCAGUGACGAAUAUACACAAUGUCCUACAGUAUUAUUCUUAUGUUAAUAAUUCUGUCAAUAAUCAAUUUUUUUUUCAAUUGGAUUUUUAGCGGGUUUAAGUAACAUCCCCGUCUGAUAUAUCCCAGUUGCCAUUUCCCUGUCGGGAAUUUCCUCGUCCGAUUAAUUUUCCUGUGGGACGUUUCUCCGUCCAAUUAAUCUUAACACCUCAUACAAACAAUAAAUAAGUGAAUUUUAAUAAAAAGUAUAAUAUAAGUAUAAUUAUUGCCCUACCACUUAUGGCUUAUGGCUUGGGAAAUGUAACUAUAUAGGUAAGAAAAUUGUAAUUUUUUUUUUCUUAUACUAAAACUGCAAGUAUCUCACUAUUUUAUUUUCUAAAUUAAUUCAUCUAAUACAUCUAAGUUAUUUAUAUUCUAUCAAUAUUUAUUAUCAGUUGAUAUCACGUUUAUAAUGUUGGCACUACCUACUCGUGCUACAGACUCGUCAAGUCUGUAGCACCUGCAUCAUUAUUUUGCAAAUAAUUUACUAAAAUUUGCAUAUUCUUCAAUUUUUGAGCAAACGGGUUUUCUCUCAAGAGUAAUUUUUUCAAUUAUUCAGAUUGAUAUUAUUUCAGCAUACAUAACUGAAAAAAAAAAAUAAAUUUACCAUACAAUUAUAUUCAUAAUAUACAUUAUAUUAAAUAUAUAAAUAUAAUGAUAUAUUUAAUUAUAAUUUCUAUGUCAUGGUCAAAUGUAAAUAUUUAUUUUAAAAAUGUCUGUAUUUCCCUAUUUAUAGUUUAAAAUUAAUAAGUCCAGAGACCACUAGAGAUUCACUUAUUUAUUGGUUGUAUAAGGUAUUAAUUGGACGGGAAAAUGUCCAAUGGGGAAAUAAAUCAAACGGGGAAAUAGAGACGGUAGUGUGACACCGUGUGACCUAGAUAAAAAUUUAAUUUUUAUUUCAUUAUUUAAUCACUGGAAAAUAAAUAAAUUUUUAUUUUAUCAAUUUUCAAAAUUUUCAAAAUAGCCAUCUGUAAAGCCUCAUCCAGACUAUGGACCAAUACAACCGAAAGCAAAUGUCACCACAUUCGGUGUUGUCUGUAAUCAUAUGUAAAGAGCAUAAGCACAUUGUCCAAACUCAUUCCGAAUGAGUAAUUAGUCCUCAUAUGGAACCCUUCGCUUAUUCAUUUCACAUGUGUACAUAAUUUUAUAAUAUUUUCCUAAAUUUUUAAAUUUAAAAUUUAAUCAGUGUUAUUUUUAAAACUUACAUCUCUGAAGAUGUUAUAAUAUAGUCGUCUAAUUUAGUCGCGAACCCGUAUUUUGAACCACUUUUCCUUUUUGAUAAAUUUCACCCAGCACUCUGUUUCCCCUUUAAAAUCGCUGUCUCACCCCUCCGCUUAGCAUUUAUCAUACUUCCUUUGAUUUUUGAUACGCACAAUAUGACGUAGUUCUCCUUUUCUUGUUUUCUUUUAAUUGGCAUGAAACUUUUUCCCAGCUUGAUUUAAACUCAGUGCCUUAUACGACGCUUUACAUUUCUGUAUCCUUCACUAUGUCCCACAACAAAACUUUGUUGUCUCUAAAUGUUCAUUCUGAUUCUCUAAAGAACUUAAAAAUAUAGUUUAUCUUAAGAACAAAGUACAUUCUAAGUACAAGGUUUCUCUUGAUCCUUCCAAUUAUCAGGAUUUCUCUCUCUUGCGGGCAUGCUUUAAAUUAGAAUCAAAAAAAUGUAACAAAGCUUUCAUAUCAAGAACUGAAUAUUCCCUAAGUUGUAAUCCUUGGAAAUGUUGGGGCUUUUUACGUUAAAAUCGCUUAAAUAACCGUCUUCCUGAGCUUCAAUAACUCACCCAGUGCCAAUAAACUCGAUGCUCCAAAUAAAUUGUCUUCAUUCUUCAGCUCUGUUUUUUCUACCAAUUUAUGUCAACAUAAUUUCCAAACCUCCUUGUCUCACAUGCUCCUAUAUAACCUUUCUAACAACUGCAUUUUUAUGUUCAUAAUAUUUUCUCUGGACUUACUGCUCUCCGUGGUGUUAAAUCUAUCGGUCCUGAUGGACUCUCAGGUGAUUUUGUUUAUAAAAUUAGGACAUUUUUCUCCCAUGUGCUCUUUCAUUUGUUUAGGCGGUCUCUUGAUGAAGGUUUCUUUCUCGAUAUAUGGAAGUUAAACUCUAUUACUCCUAUCUUUAAAUCUGGCUACUCUUCUAAAGUGGAAAACUUACGUUCCGUUACUAUUCUCUCUCAUGUCAGUAAACUUCACGAAUCUAUUGUUUAUACAAAUAUUCUUCCACUUGUCAACCCCAUAAUCAUGGACGAACAAUUUAGCUUUCGUCCAGGAAGGUUCACCAACGCUUAUUCUAUCACUUUCUCUUAUUACAUAUUUGAUGCAUUCCAUGAUCAUUCUCAAGUAGAUUCCAUUUUUCUUUAUUUUUCAAAAGCGUUUGACAGAGUUAACCAUGACGCAUUGUUGAAUAUCCUAGUGGACUCGAGGUUUGGCAAUCCUUUAUUAGCGUGGUUUAAAUAUUUUCUUAAAGACAGGGUCUCUUGGGUCUACUUUCAUGAUGUUAGAUCUGAUCUGUUUACCCCUACGUCUGGGGUUCCUCGGGGUGGCCACUUGUCCCCCUUCUUUUCGUUAUUUAUAUUAAUAACAUUAAUCGGGUUCUUAACCACAGUCAUCUUUUAGCUUUCGUUGAUGGCUUAAAAAUAUAUAUGCGUAUUAAUUCUAUUGACUGCUGUAAAAAACUACAAUUUGAUCUGGAUAAUAUCCAGAGUCCAUUACCUGGUCUAAUAUUUUGGAUCUUCAGUUGAAUAUUUUCAUAUAUAUCACUAUGACCUUUACGCGUUGUCUAAAACCUAUUAACUUCAGCUAUGUUAUCUAAGGCUUUAAUUUACCUAGAGCUUCUAAUGAAAUUCGUGAUCUCGGUUUUAUUUUAUGCCCUUCACUAAGUCCAAAUCUCCAUAUCGAGGAAGCCUGUUGUAAAGUUCUAAAAAUGUUGGGUUUCUUGAAGCGUAUUUCCUCCGAAUUCAAAUUAUGUGCUUCUUUUAAAGCUCUUCAUUGUGCCCUCGUUCGGCCAAUUAUUGGAAUAUGGCUCUAUUUUCUGGAAUCCCUAAACUGCGGUUGCUUGCAGACAAUUAGAACGAGUACAAGUGCGAAUUUCUUAAGAAUGUAGCUCUCCUGCUCAAAAUAGAUCACACUCCACAUAUCUACAAUAUCGUUCUCCAUAAACUUAAUUUAGUAAGCUUAGUGGACUGCAGACUUUCUGCCAAAUAUUUACUUCCUGCAGAAACUUCUCUCCAACGAAAUUGAUUGCCCAUUCUUACUUUCUAAUCUUAACUUUUAUAUUCCUUCUCGUAUUACUUGUUUAUCUAAAAAAAUUUCCCUUCUUUUCCACUCUAUUAAUUACGAAUUUAAUGAACUAAUUAUCCACCUUAUGUCUACUGCCAAUUCCAAGUUUUCCUUUUUUUGUUCUUAAUAUUUUUUGUAUCUUAAACCAACAAUUUUCUUCUCUUUGAACCAAAAUAUAUAUUUUAUGCUCUUGUAAUUUUUCUUGUAAAUUAAUGUAUCUGAAUAACCUAUAAUUAUGUUGAUGUAAGGACACAAGCCUAUUAUUAUAAAUAAAUAAAUAGUUAUAGUAUUUUCUGUAUUUUUUAAUUUCCUAGAUUUUAACUGUUGUUUAAAAAUUGCAUAGAUUUAAAUUCAAACCAUCAUAUGUGAUACGCCUCGUCUUUGCCCAUUCCAGAUGUAGUUCCUUCUUCCUACCGUUCGCACCUGAAUGAAAUCGAUAAACUUUCCAUUUUUUUUUUUUGCAUAUAUCAAUAACUUCAGAAUUCAAUUCUUUUGCAAUUUCACUCCAUAAAUAUAUAUAUAUCAAUUUUUUUUUUUUUAUUUAAUUCACACUCAAAAUCAGUUGGAUCCCAUAGAAUAGACCUUCCUUGACAAAAACCUAUUAAUUGAAGGAAUAGUUUAUCAGUCUAAUACAUUUUAAAAAUAUUUAUCAUUUAAAAUUAUACACAAUUAUAAUUUAAUAAAAUAUUAUUGAAAUAAUUAAACUUGCACAAUACAAAAAAAAAUAUAUAUCGUUCGGACCAAAUGCCAACCGAAGACUAAAAUGUUAACAAAUCGUGUAUCAAACUGAUAAAGAAUUUAUUUGAAUUUACCUACCGCUCCGCGAAUGAAAGCGACCGAAAACACAUUCGCCGUUUUCAUUCGUUCGGUUGCACUUUCCACACUUCAUACAUCACCGAAUAUAGUGGUCACGUGUGCCUUCGGUUGCGUUAGUCGAAUAGUCUGUACGAAGCUUAAAAUAUAUUAUUCUUAUAAAUUGAAUGUAACAUACAUUCACAUCCGAUCAAUUGUGUCUUAGUAAUAGCCAGUUUUAUUUCUAAAAAAAUUGGCAUGAAAACAAUUAAUUUGCUAUAGCAUUUUUUAUAUUAUUAUAGACAAUGGAAUUCCUCCAGGAAAACGGAUGGCUCAAUUUUCGCCGAUCCAUCUUAAUCGAUUCCGAACAGCAAGUCGCCUUGGUGUAUCCGACGGAACAAACGAACGGCGAUUCUUAUGGACACGUGACUGUGAUACAAACGAACGGCGAAAUGAAAACAUUGACGGACGGUAAAUUCGAAGUUACGAAGCUCGUGAAGUGGAACUCGGAAACCAAUUACAUGUAAGUGACGGAAAAUUUGUUUUGGUAAUUACAGUAAUAAUAAAAACGAGCUCUUCAGUGGCGUGUAGGUAACGAUGGUAAUCGGAAAAAAAUUGCACCCUACCGUUUGUAGCUCCACUCCUAAAAACUCCACUAUUCUAGUGGUCACUGAAGCGGAUUUACAUAUAUUGGAUAAACAAUAUUUUGAAUAAUUCUUUCCACCUGAAUUAAAAUUCGGAUUGAAAAAAAUAAAUAGUCAAAGUGCAUUUAGGUAAAAACUACAACCCUUUGAAAACAAAAAACUCAACUUACAAGAAUUGAAAACACUCAUUUUAAUCCCUUCUCACUUACAGCCUUAGGACUAAUAAUGAUUUUAAAAAUGGUUAAAAAUAAGUUUUUAUACAUAUUAAUAUAAUUAAAAAACGUUUUUCAAAUUUUUUGCCCUUGUAUUAUACUAUCUGUCAAGUGUCAAGUACGGGCAAGGGCAAACCUUGCACGUAAAUAAUAAAAAUAAUAUUUUUGGUUUUCAUAAGUGUCACCAGAGUAACCCAUAAAUAAUAAUAAAAAUAAAGGCUGAUAGAGUAAGUAUCUAUAUCAAUAUUUAUGAGAGAAGUUAAAAAGGUGGAUAUACAGGGUGACCUACAGUGAUAUUUUGAUAUUUUUAUUCUAAUAACUGUUAAUAUUCAUUUUAUUUAAUUUUUUUUUUCAAUCGGGUUUUAUGUAAAAAAUAACUAAAUUUUUAUUUUCAUCCCUUAAUCACUGAAAAAUAAUUUUUAAUUUUUCCACUUUUUAAAAAUGUCAAAAUAGCCAUUUUUUAAAAUAUAUUAAUCUAAACAUUUUAAUGUUACAUUCAUAUUCGACUUAGUUUCUCAGAUAUAGUGGCUUUAAUGUGUAGAAAAUACACAUGAAAUCAAUAUAUAUUCAAUACAAGAUAAGGAAUUACCGUAUUGAUUGUUAUUCUUUAUUACUUAACAUGUUAUUCUAUUAAAAAUUAAUUGUUUUCACGCAAAUUUUCUAGAAAUCGAAACGGUUAUUACUUAGGAACUAUUAAUCGGGUAUGAAUAUAUGUUACAUUAAAAUAUUAACUAAAAUAAUAUUUUACAAAAUGACUAUUUUGAUUAUUUUAAAAAGUGAUAAAAUAAAAUUAUUUUGUAUCAGUGACUAAGGGUUGAAAAUAAAAAUUUAAUUUUUCUCAACAUAUAUGUCUUCCUUGCACAAAACCCGAUUGAAAAAAAAUUUCAAAAUUAAUAUUGAUAACAUUAUUAGCAUAAAGAAAACACUUUAGGACACUCUGUAUAAUGUAAUUUAAUUUAUAUCUAUGUGCAACGAUAUACCAUUGCUAAUGAAAAACAACUGUGAUCGGAGUAUCAUUAGUUUUUCCUUUGAUGCUAAUGUAACCCAGAAAUUAACAAAAAAAUAUAAAAAAUUGCCAAUUUAUCCAAAAAAAUCAAAAAAGUGAUCUCCCAAACAACAAGAUAAAUAAAAAUACAACAAAAAGAUUCUGAUAAUGUUUUUGACUAGAGUAAGAUUUCUGGUAGAAAAGUUGUUUGAAGAAAAAGCAAAAAACGCAUCAUUAAUGAUGAGAUACAAACAAUACUUAUAGUUGAUAACUCUUGUAACUAAUAGUUAUCAAUGCAAUGAGUGAAUGAAUAUGGCAUAUGACUUUACAAUCAAAAAUUUAAUAUUAUAAUUUAUUAAGCUAUUAUAUACGAAAUAUAAUAGUAGCUGGUGUACUCAUAUUAAUUUAUAGCGUCAAAUUUAUUGUAUUCGUGUGAUUUGGUGCGCUUAUUAUUUUGUGGCAGCGAUAAAUUAACAAAUUAAAAACGAUAAAACGUGAUUCUCUCUCUCUCUUUUUUUAUUUUUUGUACAGCGAGACUUUGGCGAUUCUAUAACUUUUAUAUGACGUCACAAUAUUCGGAAAAUUAGUCGUUACUAUUAUUCAUAGACAAGCCGCAAGCAAAAUUAGGUUUUGCAACUUAAACUUUGUGAGUCGUCGAUACAAAAUAUGUAGCGCACACCAUCCACGGUUUUCAAGCGGUUUUUAUUUUUACUGAAAAUUUAAUUUCAAACUAUAAUAAUCACUAACUUUUAAACUCUGUAAUAAUUGAAUAUCCGAGAUCAUUCAACAAUAAAAUUAUGUAAAUUCAUGAUUUUUUUUUACACAAAUAACCAUAAUAAUUCAGUGGGUGGCUGAAUAAUAAAAAAAAAAAAAACAUCAGUACAACAUAUAUAAAAUACUUGCAUAAUAAUUAAUAGUUUCGCAUGGUUAUUGUAACGAAUGAGUUAGCAAUUCUACGACUUCUGUCAUUUUCGAAAAUUUCGAUUAAUUUCCAGACAAUUUUUAAUAUAGUUGUUCAAUAUACUAGGUCGAAUAUAAUGUCCCGGGAAAAUAUUAUUUCCACAUAAUAUUAUGUUAUAUUUUUAUUUUUUUCGUCCUCAAAUGUCAACUGUUAUCGGAUUGUUGGAACACCUGUACUGGUAUACACGGUGUAAAAAAUAAAUUGGUACGACGCGAUGCAUUAAACAUGCACCGUUGUCAUAUUAUCGUGUUUAAAUGUGUCUCUACUUGUCGUUCGAAUGUCCGAAAACCCGUCAGUUAUUUUUUUUCGGGUCAGGUUUUAUUUUUGUUUUUUUUUCUUUUAUACGUGGGUGGUUUUACACGUCGUUAUUGCGACAUUGGGCAUCGCAUUCGAUUUUGUUUUGAUAAUAAUUGAAUUGAACACUUUAUUAAAUUACCACCGUGAAAUAAUUUACCAAUCGCCCGAGGACGAUAAAUGAAGCGUCCAGAGACUAAAAUACUGUUCAACUGGUCAUUUUUUUCUAAUAUGUAUUAUUAUUUAUGUUAUUGUUGUUGUUGCUGCUCGAUUCGGCCAUCCAAAAUAUUCCGGUUAUUUAAAAAAAAUAAUUGGAUUUUCUAUAGAAUAAUAUAUUUUCGUCCUCGAAUAUACUAUUAUAUUAACUUCGAACCGCAUAGAUAUAUACUAUACAGGGUGUCCCACGAUUAUUCGACACUUGGAAUAACUUUUUUUCUAUUCAAUGUUUUUAAUAUAUAUUUUUUUAAAUAAUUAGUAUCCCUCUGCGCUACAAUUAAUAUAUUCAAUUUUUCUUUUUAGGCAGGAGAACUUUAAAUUAAAAAUUAAAAAAUUGUAUUGUAAUUUUUUCAAAAACAUCCAUAGCACAUAACGGGGUUUUUUCAUUUCCAUGAAUUAAUAUCAUACAACAAUACUACGGACUAAUAUCAUAAUAAAUUGUAAAUCAAAAUAAUAUUCACAUUUAUUUAUUAGAAAAUAAAAUAUCAUACCUAUAACAAACGUUUCAACUAUCAAACGUUUUCAAAAGAAUCUAUUUUACUUUUAUUUUUUCUUAAUUAUAGUAAAAUUUAAAAAUUUUUAAUUUACCCACCUAAAAAAAAAUGUGUAAUAUAUCAACUGUGGAGCAGAGGAAUAGUAAUUAUUUAAAAUAUAUAUAUAUUAAAAACAUUGAAUAGAACAAAAGUUAUUCCAAGUGUGACACCCCCAUCGUGGGACACCCUGUUGAUUUGUUGUGAUAUACGAUGUUAUUAUUAUUAUUAUUAUUAUUAUUAUUAUUAUUAUUAUUAUUGGUUCAUGAUGUGUUAUCAUAAUAGUAUACAAUGACACCGUUUGUGCAGAUAUUAUUUAGCCAACGUCGAGGGUGGUCCCGAGAAACAACAUUUAUACAGAGUGCUGGUGAACUUUGAAUGCGGCCAACAGAACCAACCGGAAUGUUUGACAUGUGACACAGGAUGCAAUUUUAACGAAGCAACAUUCAGUGAAAAAAAUACGUACUUGGCGCACAUAUGUAUGGGACCGAGCAUACCGUACGUGAACAUAAUGAAAACCGUACGUACAAUUAUUGAUUUUUUUUUUUUUACAAUAUUUUUAUUCCACAUUCUGUCGGGAAAAAAGAGCAACUCACACCAUAGGUAGGUCACUGCUGUAGAUGUGAAUCGGCUACAGUUUGGAAGAUAUAGUCAUAUAGGGUGUAUAUAAUAUAUAGAUAGAAUAAUUAAUUAGUUUAUGUACUAUAUGUAACGGUACUUCGUUCCAAACCGAAAAUGAUUCUGAAUGGAAUAGUAUAUUAGUAUAUUAAUAAAUUAGUAUACUAGUCGUGUUUUUAGCCGUGUUAACACGGAAAUCAACAAAAAUAAAAAAUAAAAAAAAUAAAAAGGUAUUAAAGUCGAACUGUUGAAAAUUUGGAUAAAUUAUUAUAAUGCCUAUUUAAUUAUAUUUUACCAUAAUAUGACAUAUAUGCAUGUAUUAUUGACAAAGCAUCACUAUCAGCUGAACUCCACUCAGAAUCGUUUUUUGUUAGUAAUGAUUUAUCAUUGCUUAUGGUAUACAUUAAAUUAUUUAUUACAGUAGCUGCACCCAACCCCCAUUAUCCUAGGACGUCUUUUUAAUUUUGAAAUUAUAUAUUUGUUCAAUGUACCUAAUUAAAUACUUAUUGUUAAUGUAUGAUAAUUAUAAUGAUAAUGAAUAUGUACCGUCGGUUAUAAAUAUGACUUGUACUAUUUCAGAACAUUUAUUUUAAUUUUAUAAAAAAAACCCGAGUUCUGUCAAAACAUUUUUUUUUUUUUUUAAAUAAAAACAAGGAUUUAUCGUUAAAAAACGAAUGUCAAUAUUGUAUGCAACUCCGUCCUCUCCAAGAAAUUAAUUUUUGAAUAAAGCAACGUAAAUUAGAAUUGCAUAAAGCGGUAAAAUACCUAAGGCCGGCCCUGCGUAAAAGUGGUUUCAGAAAAAAAAAAAACAUAUUUGUAAAAAUUUAAGUGUCUUCAUCAUUAUACUCAGAAUUUAAAAUAAAAAUCCCCGAAGCUGAACGCUGCUAUAAAUUAAGUGUGUACUGUAUAUCUAAUCGGUGACUAUAUUAUUAUCUUUGAUUAUUUUAUUGUCUUUUAAGGAUGGUGAAAAUAUUGCUGCGUGGGAAACAAAUAAAAAUGUGUACAGACAAUUGGAAAACGUCACUUUACCUCGAGUGUUAUUUUUGACCAUACCGUUGGUCGACGGUUUCGAAGCUAGUGUGAAAUUACUAAUUCCACCGGGACUUGACGUUUCGCCGGGCAAAAAGUAUCCCCUAAUAAUUAACAGGUAUAUAAGUUAAAUUAUAAUACCUAUAUAACGAUUUUUAAGUGGCCCGCACAGUCGAAUAAAUAAGCCCCCAUACAAUCAUACAGAUAAAAAUGAAAAUUUAAAUAAAUCAAUUAAUAUCUGUAUACAACGACAAACUAUUACCAGCGAAAAGUGAUUCUGAACCGAGUAUUAUUCGUCGUAUUUUUUCUCUUGUUGUCCAGCCAAAUUGCCAAGGUAAUCCAAAAAUCAAUAAAAAUCGACAAUUUUCUACCUUAUCGAAAAACUAAAAGGAUAUUUAAAAAAUGAAAAUCUAAAUGCACAGACUAAAUCAAAAGUUUUAUAUGAAAGUUCCUGUAUAGUUUUUUAUUGGAACAAAAUGUCUAGUAGAAAAAUUAUUUACAGGAAAAAAAUACAUCAUAAUACAAUCAAUACGUACAUUCCUUGUUUCAUCCAGAAUAUAAAAUUAAAAUAAACUAGUUAUCAAUUAUUAUUCUCAAAACAAAAAUACAUUUUUGUUACCUCGAUUUACCCUCUUAAGUUCGCUGCUUACGUUAUCACGAUAAUUACAAUAAUUAACGAUUUAAAUUUUAAAAACAAAAUAUUAAACUCAUUUAUUGAAAACUUAUAAAUAUACCCAAAUCAGUAAGUAGGCCUAAGUUACCCUCAAAACAAAAUAUAAAACCUAAUAUUUUAAAUAUAAUUUGUUCGGCAUUUGUUAUGUUCCAUGUAGUUAUGGUGGUCCCAUGGUAAACGUAGCGUUGGACAAAUUUCAAAUAGACCUGGACAUGUAUCUCAGCGUAAACCACAAUAUUAUUGUGGCUUGCAUCGAUGGUCGAGGCACAGAGCUUAGAGGAACCGAUACGUUGUUUGAAAAUUAUAAAAAAUUGGGUACAGGGGAAAUCGACGAUCAAAUCAUUGUUGCCAAGUAUGUAUAUAAACGAGUUUAUAAAAGUAUAUUCAAUACCGAUUUUUUUUGAUUUUUUUUUUGUCUAAUACAUACUAAUGUUGUAAUAUUAAUAUGCAUAUUUAGACUGAUUUUCGACAUAGUGAAACUAUAAUAGUUCUGAAAAAUAAAUUUAAAUUCAAUGUGAAAUGUACACGAAUUUAAAUCAUUUUUUCAGUUCUUAAUUUACAAAAAUUUAAUUUGAAAAUAUUUACCGAUUUAAAAAAAAUUUGGAAGGUAGGAUACAGAAGGGAAUUUAAUGCAUAUCUGUAAGUAACGAUAAACCAUUGCUAACGAAAAUUAAAAAAAGAUUCUAAUUGAAGUUUAGUUGAUAGUGUAGCUUUGUCAACAAUAUAUAUGUCAUAUUAUAGUAAAAUAAUUAGGCAUUACAUAUUUUCUUUAAUAAUAUUUGUUCAAUAUUGUACCGAUUUUCCUGGUUUUUCCUAUUUAUUGGGAAAACUCCUGAGAAAAUCAAAAAAUGACGUCCUUAAAGUAUCCUCCCAGUCAGAUUUCCUAUCAGAAAAAGUGAUAUCAUUAUAAACCGGAGCUAAAUUUCUGAGAGAAAAGUUGUCCACAUUUUAAAAAUAAAAAAAUAAAUAUCUUUGUAAAACCAUAAGCUUCUUUGCUCCACUCAAAAUCUAAAAAUUAGCCUGUCGUUAUUGUGUAUACUUCACACUAAAUUCAUAAUAUAACAUAUCUGUUGUCAGAAUUCGUAUUGCCUCACUACAUAGAUUGCGAAUGAUAGAAGAAAAUAAUAGGUCUAAAUUAGUAUACUUUGUAUAUAUGUGUCGUACGUAGAUUCAGAAUUUCAGAAAGAAAAUAUCGGUAUCCAAUUGCUUUAACUUUAAUAGAAAUUGUGUACGUACAAGUAAUUACGUCAUACGGAAUACGCGUAUAGAGUGAAAAAAAUUGAUUCUGUCAUUCAAUAAAAUGAGAUAAAAAUAAAAAAAUUAACGUUCACGAGCCAAGAAAAAAAAAAUGAUUCGACAAAUAUUUCUACAAAAAUAUCUCCAUUAUUUUUUACUAGUAAAUUAUUAUGUCCAUUAUAAUACAUAAUUUGUAUGCAAAUAACUCAAUUAUUAUUCAUAGGUAUAGGACCCAUUUUUAAAUUUGUAUUCAUUAUUCGUUGAUGAUUUGUUUUUGCCCAGUUCUGGUUGAUAAUAAUAUUAUUGUGUUUGGCCAUCAAAUUUAUGUAAAUGAUACUUUUUGUUAAUAUAUUAAAAACUCAUUUCGUCCUGCAGCGUCACAGCUACAUUUCAUAAUUUCCCACUAGUUCGACGGUACGGUUUUUUUAUUAUACUAUAAUAGCAUAUGUCGUACAAGGACAGGAAAAUUGUAUUUAUUUAAAAUUAAAUAUCAUGUACUAUCAACUCACGUGAACAUAUGUAAAAAAGUAGGAACUUUCAAGUGAUUAUAAAUACUUUUUAAUAUAUAUAUAUAUAUAUAUAUUCAUAGUUAAAUACUUAAUUUGUAAAGUACCUGCCUGCAAAACUAUGUAUUUUAGUUGAUUAAAUUGUUUCUAAUAUUAUGUAAUAUCAGUAAUAUUUACACGAAAUAGACGAAAUGCGUAAAAAAAAAAGUUUGUAUAUAAUUUCUAAAUGUUUUUCUUUAACUUGCCCUGAGUCGUGAGUUUGUAAUUCUACAUGUUCUCAUAUUUACUAUGAUAAUACAAUAACCAAUAAUUCGAUAUUACGUUACCACUCUCAUUUUCAACGGAGCUCGAAAAGGCCAUGAGAUAUUUCAACCAUAAACCUUAUACUUAUAGACGAAACAUCCAGGCCUGGCGCAGUAGGGUGGUGAAGUUAUAAAAAGUAAAAUCACAGCGAUGCCAAUUCGUUGGAGCAAAUUUUUUUUUUUUUUUAAUUUUUACACCGUGAUAUUAAUUGUGAUAGUAUUGGCAUGUGAAACAGCAACCGAAUAUGAUCUUAAAACGUAUUAUGCAUUUAUGAAUAAUCAAUUUACACUCCACAAUAGGUAUUUCAAAUGUUUUCAUUUUUUAUAAAAUAAAAAUUUAUAUUUAGGUAUAUUAUAAUUUUAUAUAUGUCAAAAAGUAUGUAGUCCACCUUCUAAAAGUGUCAAAAGUGUUCUGUUGUGACAUUUGUUCAUCAUUUUCAAACCAAAAAUAUCUAAAUACCAAAUAUGGGGGGGAGUGGAUUUCAAAGGAAGUGAAGUCUAACCUAACCUAUCGGGAAGUGGGAACGCUCCAUAGAGGGAGAGCACGUGUACUAUAUUAAAGUCGUCGCUUGCAGACUGCACGGCGUUCCUUUUAUACCUUUAAGUGCGUAUUUACGACAAUUUACAUUAAUAUAAAAUGAAUAACUCUACAGUAGUAAAUCUCUAUACAUCAAAGCAAACGGGCAUACUUUGUUCGAUGAGUAGGCCAAGCUCUAUUUCCAAAUUGUUUACAUUCAAAAGAUUACCUAAUUUUUACUUUUUAGUACAAUUUUUUUUACUAGUCUGAAUGUCUACAGAUAUUUACAAAAAACCUUAUCGUACGUAGACAGCGACAGGACCGGCAUUUACGGAUGGAGUUAUGGUGGCUACGUGGCCGGCAUGGCUUUAGCUAAAGACAACGAACACGUAUUUAAAUGCGCAGUCUCGAUCGCUCCCGUAACCGAUUGGAUAUAUUAUGGUUUCGUAUAUUUACCUCCUAUAUUAUAAUUAAUUUUGAUCCAUGAUCAUUAUCAUCCAGUGCUCAAAUUGGAAGAAUAAAAGAUGAGGAGCUACGAUACUUAAUAUUUUAACGGCUCUUGUAAUGGUUGAAGUAAACUUAACUUGGGAAUUUUGCCUUGACUCCGCUCACUCCUUUACACUAUUUUCCCAGUUAUUUCGAAUAAUUAUGAAAACUGCAAUGAAAAUCAAAUAAAUAAUCGCCAUAAUGCACCAGCCAAAAGAAAUUUGAUCUCAGAUAAAGUGAAAUACUUGAAAAUCGGAAUAAUAUUACUGGUAUAAAAGUUGUUGAUAGACUGUUAAAAACACAUCAUAAUAAAACCAAUGCAUAUUCCUCGACGUACAUCUAAAAAAUUAUAAUAAUUUAUCUUAACCCCUAAAUACCUAGUUUUUUGGAAAUAUUAAUUACAAAACAGACAUACCGUUCCUCCAUCACAAUAGAAAUAAUUAUUUAAGGGAUGCUAAAAAAAAUAAAAAUUAGUAGAGUAGCUCCGCCCUCCAACGAACCUCAUCCUCUCAAAUCAAAAUGACAAUUCCAUUGUUUGAACUCAAUUUUUAGACUCUAUUUAUACCGAGCGUCUUAUGGGGAUGUAUACCGAAAAUUUCGAAGGUUAUCGUAACUCUAGUUUAAUAGAAAAUGCCACGAACCUACGACACAAGAAGUACAUGCUUAUCCAUGGAUUGUUCGACAACAACGUUCAUUUCCAACAUUCGGUGAUGCUGUCGAAAGAAUUACAACACCUGGGUAUUACGUUCAGCCAGCAAGUAUGUGGAUAAAAUUAUUGUAUUUUAUUUUUUCAUGCAUUUUAGAUAGCGUGAUAUUGAUGUGUAUAAAACGUAUUAAGUUUAAAUUUAACUUAAGUAUAUAAAAAAAUGAUAGUGGACUUGAAAAAGAUAAAGGUAAUAUUUUGAGUAAAUUAUACAGUAUAGGUAUAACCUAUUUCUCUCAUCUACCAUAUACCCAUUAAUACUGAGAGAGAGAAAAAAGCUUAACAACAAAGAUAACAAAAUUAUUAGAAAAAGAUAGCAACGAUUUUAUAAUCUAUCAGUGGCGUAUUUACGAAUAAUAAAUUUGAUUUCAAAAACAAACGGACACACUUCGCACGAUAGGUGGGCCACUGUUGUAGGUGAGAAGUUAAAAAGUAUAAAGGGAAAAUUGAAUGUAUAUCUAUACGCAACGAUUAUCAUUACAAACGUAAAAAGAUUUUGAGCUAAGUUCAAUUAUACAUGUUUUGAAAAACUUUGAUAUUUACGAUUUGAAAAUAAUACAUCAAAAUCGGUAACGUCGCGGUGUGCAGUAAAUAUUUGCCGUUUUCUGAUAAUUUUUUUUCGGUUUUUUUCUAUUAUUAUGGAAAAUCAAAAAGUGACCUACCUAAAGUACCAACUAAAUAAAAUUUACUUUAAAAAAAAAGUGUUACACUUCGGACCAAGAUUUCUGGUAGGAAAUUUGCUCACAGAUACAAAAAAUUAAAAUUUUAGCUCCGUUCCGAAUCUAAAAAUAACAUAACGGCAAUUUACGCCUGUGAUAUAAAAUAAUAAUAAGAUCUAUGACUCGGAUGUAAAGUUUUAAAGUAAAUAACAAUUAAUUUUAAUAUUUAUUUUUUUAAAAAAAUGAGCUGAUACUGGAGAUAGGAGCGGUCACUGUUGUAGGUGAUAAGUUGGGAAGAUAGGAUAAAUAAGGUUAUUUCAUUUAUAUUUGUAAGCAACGAUAAACCAUUGUUUGACGAAAGACGAUUCGAGCGCAGUUCAGUAAUACAUAAUUUAUAUCUUUAAAUACUGAUUUUAACUGAAUUCACCACUUAAGAUUUAAAAUAUUCAUUAUUAAAUACGUCAAAACUUGUAAUUAUUUUAAAGAAGUAAUUUCAGCUCUGGGACCCCGGGGCAUUGCCUCACUUUGCUCUACGAUAGCUGCGCCACUGGUAAUUUAAGGAAAUUUUAACAACGUAAGGGUAUGGGGGAUGUGAAAUCCAUAUAUUAAUAUAAUACUCGUACGUAUAUCUAUAAUAUAAUGCACGUAAUAUACAGUGUAGUAUUGGCAGAAAUUAUUGUGUUAAUUUAUUUUUUUUUUUUAGUUUUACCCCGACGAAAGUCACUCAUUUUCCAGCAAUAGAAAUCAUUUAUACCGCACGAUUAUUGACUAUAUUUUAAAUUGUUUAAAAUGACCUAUUAUAUUUUUGUAUUAUAUAAAAUAGUUAUGAUCAUAUCGAUAUCAUUGAAAAUAUUAACGGACGACACGCCUUUUUUUUGUUUUUUUAACUCUAAACUUCCAAUCAAAUAUUGUUACACAUUAUAAAAAAAUAUAUUUAAUUUUUAUUCUGACGCCGAAAAUGUGUGUUAUGUACCAAUUAGAUUUGUUUGUAAUAGUCAAGUAAGAGUUUAUUGAUAAAAAUUUUACUGUUGUAAAAUUCCAAUGAGUUGCCAGAAUAAUAUUGUAUAUUUAUACAUACCUGUACCUGUAAUGAAUAUUUUGUAUUAAUUUUACAUAAUAAUACAGACUAUAUCUAUUCGAUUAAUUUGAUUAAUACAUUAUUAAUAAAUAAGUGGAUAUAACUAUUACUGUAAUUACACUCACCGGUUUGUACAUCUUUCGGUAUCUUUACAUGAUGUCAAAAUAUACUUAGACAUAAUUUUUAAAUAAAAGGCAAAUUCCGAAGACCACACUUAAAAACCUAACUUACGUUCGAUUAAAAUAUUUAAUUCGUCCAAUGUACGAAGUGUGUAAAUAAAAUAAUGAGACUAAUAGGGUAGCGUUCAAUCUAACAACACCGAUGAGUUCCCGUUUGAACGGGAGGGAGGCUAACAUAUCCAAUACGCCUUCAGCAGGAAUAUGAACACCCCAGUGUCUCGUGGGGGCACAUUUUCGUUACACAAAAGAUUUUUUUUUUUUUUUUUUUUUUUUUUUUUGUUUUUUUUACCUUAAAAUAACACGAUUCCGUAUAAAUAUUGAUGUGACGUUGCCAGUUAGAAUUUUUAUAAAAAUACAAAAUAAUGUUAAUUAUAGUUAUUUUUAAUAUGAUAAUUAGGAAAUAACAAUUUUAAAAUUGUAUCGUUGCCUGUAGAUAAAAUGAAAUUGUCGAAAUAAUUUUAAAAAUUCACAUACUUGUUUUUUCUCUUGGUAUCGUGGACC
Cinara cedri is the source of this 33680-nucleotide messenger RNA. Lineage: Eukaryota; Metazoa; Arthropoda; Insecta; Hemiptera; Aphididae. The record is from the annotation of a GenBank genome assembly.